AUGCCCUUUCAUAUCCUACGAGAACUCGAAGCUCACCUCAAGGACGCUUCUUUCGGCGCGAAAGACACUGCCGUCUUCGUGAACACCAAUGAGGCUGUCGCCACUUCCAAUAAUCGCGACCUGCCCUUCGCAGCCACAAUUGCAAAAUUUGGCUACUCCGUCGCCAUCAAAGCGAGGACCCAAGCAGUGGAACUCGUUCUGUCGCAUCUCUUUGUGGCCCGUGAGCUUGACGCCGACGACAUCUCCACUCCCAUCGUGGAGUCCUUCAAUACCCUACACGAAGCAUUUGCAUAUGGGGCUGCUUUAGUGCGCGAGGACAAGGUGCUUGUCGUCUGGUCGGACAAGAAGGAGGACAUCAUCAACGAAUUCCGCCACAGAGAGCAUAGGCUACAGCACCUCACUGGACUAUGCACCUGUGGCGCCAUACCACGACGUCCCUUACUCGAUGUAGCAAAUUGCGGCGAACCAGUUGCUUGGUCGUCAGCACACCCUGCAUCCGGCGUAUACGACGGAUUGUUCGACAAAGCUCUGCAGGAACGUUUGUCAGACAAGACGCCGAGCUCUUCCAAGCUGGCAGUCCGCGAGUCGACGACAUACCGUGCGUUAUCGUGGAACGCGCCACCAAACGCCCACAGACGUAUAAUGGGUGAGGACGAUCCAGAGAUCGUACCAAGCCGUACCUCACGCAAGAAUGCCGCCCGGAGCACACAUCCGUCCAAACGGAAAAGGGGACAGGUGGAGGUCCUCGAAGCCACUUCUGCCGUUUCUUCAAGCCCACGUGCGAUGGGCAAAAAUCAGAUCACCGCCAUACAUAGCGAGGCCGCUCCUGACGAGGACACGAAUUCUGGCAGUGGAAAUCAGAAAAUAAAGAUGCAUGCGUGUCCUGUGCAUGAUGCAGGCCCGUCGCAUGCUCGCUCCGAUCUGGCACCACGCGUGCAGACCGAGAGGUUGUCAUCCCCGAAACCAGGCACUCUGGAGAAGGAAAAAGAGCGUGAGGUAUCUCUUGCUGGAGUACCCCCACAGCCCACGGAAGGGAGGAAACCCUCGCCUCCGAGACUCACGGCAACUGAUAAAGGAAAGGGGCGUGCCGUCGACUCUCCUGACGGUGGCGGUGGCGCUGAACCCGGGCCAUCAACAAAUAUGCGGGAGCGCACACAGUCCACCAGGAAGUCGAAGCGAAAGGUGAACGACCACGAUGACGAUCCCUACGCAGACGCCGCGGACCAAAGGCGAUUGAAGAGGCAAAAACAGGCGUCAAUGACGUCUGCAUCGGGGAGCACGGUGCGCUGCAUAUGCACACAUCCCGGCUGCCAAAAGACAUAUGGGCGCGAGAAGGACAUGGUGCGUCAUCGCAAGACCCAUGGUGCGCCAACCAACUUCUGCGAGUGGUGCGGCAAAGGCUUUGGUCGGCUCGACGUGCUGCGACGGCAUUGCAGAGAGAGACACGAGGAUCAUCAGGGAGAGCAGGACGAAGCCGUGGUGGAGGGUGAUGACGAGAACAAAGAUGAUGGGGGCGAAGAGUGCAGCUGGAUGAAGAGUGAGGAGAUUUAA
Molecule: messenger RNA, 1551 nt
Organism: Postia placenta MAD-698-R-SB12
Lineage: Eukaryota; Fungi; Basidiomycota; Agaricomycetes; Polyporales; Adustoporiaceae
Exons: 6
Coding region: 1-1551 (516 amino acids)
Source: RefSeq, a predicted model, not a curated record